This is a messenger RNA of Leptonychotes weddellii (Weddell seal), 1680 nucleotides long. It is a transcript of the gene PPP1R11, whose product is annotated as protein phosphatase 1 regulatory inhibitor subunit 11. Gene Ontology annotation, molecular function: protein serine/threonine phosphatase inhibitor activity; protein phosphatase 1 binding. Gene Ontology annotation, cellular component: nucleus. The record is from RefSeq and is a predicted model, not a curated record. NCBI's taxonomy places the organism in Eukaryota, Metazoa, Chordata, Mammalia, Carnivora, Phocidae.
GAAAGGAAAAGGGGAACUACGGAGUGCGUCACACCCGGAAGCAGAGAGCCGGAAGUGGGGUUGGACAGGUUAUUCCCCCGGGUGGGGAAGCGGAGGCCCAGGAGGAGGGGAAAAAAGAAGGUGGAGGAUCCUGGCUGCUACUCUGAACCCGAUACCGAUUGUCUUAGACCCCAGAGACACAGAAAGGGAAGGGCGUCUCCUCCCCCUUCUUCCCCUCCUCCCUCUCCUCAGCCUUAGCCAUGGCCGAGGCAGGGGCCGGGCUGAGUGAGACCGUCACUGAGACAACGGUUACCGUGACAACCGAGCCUGAGAACCGGAGCCUGACCAUCAAGCUUCGGAAACGGAAGCCAGAGAAAAAGGUAGAAUGGACGAGUGACACUGUGGACAACGAACACAUGGGCCGCCGCUCAUCAAAAUGCUGCUGUAUUUACGAGAAACCUCGGGCCUUUGGCGAGAGCUCCACGGAGAGUGAUGAGGAGGAAGAGGAGGGCUGUGGUCAUACACACUGUGUACGGGGCCACCGCAAAGGACGGCGUCGUGCAACCCCAGGACCGAGCCCCACCACCCCUCCCCAGCCUCCUGACCCCUCCCAGCCCCCUCCAGGGCCAAUGCAGCACUAAAUUCCUCUCUCCCCCACCAUUCCUGUGUCUGUCUGGCCCUGAAUGUAUUCAUGUGGCUACCUGGGGACUAAACCCAUGGUUUGAUCCCUCCUCCAGUCCCCUCCUCCCCUCUCCUCUGCCUGAUGGAGGGAAGAGGGAGACGAGGGUAGACAGAGAUCCUGGAAUUCUGACUUGCUGCUAUUCCAGAACCCAGACUUCUGGGUUCCCCCAGCCCUCAUUUCUCCUUCCAGUACUCAUCCUCUAUUCUCCAGGGAUCCAGACAUCUUGGUCCCAGUCUUUCCCCCUUGUUCUCACUGCCAAACUGCCUGUCCUGGGAUCCAGUUAUCUUGGCCCCUUGCAUUCUCUCCUUGAGUCCCAAACACUUAAGUUGGGUUUUCAACAGCCCCAGCUUUCACUGCCAGGGUCCCAGUCGGAUUUGGGGCAGUCUUGCCCCAGCUAUGCUUGUUAAUCCUGGCUUCGAGCUCUUCCAGUAAUGUAUUUAUAUAAUCCGAACUCCUAGUCCUUGCCUGUGGGAUGUGAGGCCUGUGGGAGACCUCAGGGCUCCCAGGGGGCUCCCAGCCCUUCCCCUCUCCUGCCCUCCCCUCCCCCCCUCAUGUCCUCCAGAGGAGUUGGGAGAGAGGUCUUUGCUUUCUCACCGUUAAUGGGAAAUAGAAAAGGAAAUAGUCAUGGCCUCUCCUCACCGUAUGAUACAGGAUUUCCAACAAAGCCAGCUUGAAGACUGGUCACUUAGAGCCAACUAUCUCCUCCGUCUUCUGGCCUCAGAGACAGAUCCAGCAUAGUGCCAGGGCCCUGGGUGAGGAAGGAAAAGAGAGGGAGCAAAGAGAUGGGGGUGUGUCCCCUAUAGUACUCAUACCCCUUCCUUCCUAGGCUUUGAUGUGUCUGCCAGCCCAGAUGUCCAGCUCUCAGCCCGCCCCACUCCUUACUGGGAUCUUGACAUCAUUUUCUAGGCCUCUUGCCAUGCACAGUUGCAGAGAUGAGUCAAAUCCAUACCACCACUGAGAUCUCAUUUAUUGCCACAGAUGCACAAAAUAAAUAACCCAGCAUCACAAAAUGUGUUAAA